AUGUCCUCUCUCUCAACGGCAGCCUGCCUUCGUGCAGCCGCUCGCUCAAAUCUCGGACGUGCUCAAGUCUCUCCUUUGCGGUGCUCUGGCUUGAGGAGUACUCCGCGCAGUGCUCUACCACCAUUCUCGCCUUCAUGGUCAAGAAGUGGCCAGAGAUGGUUCUCCGAGACGAGGAGAUGCUUCGAGGAGAGUGCUCCCAGGCGACCCAGAACACGGCCGACACUCGUGGAUGCCUGCGAAGUUUAUCGGCAGCGUAACCGGAGCUUGCUCAUGUACACUACUGCUGUGGCAGUCGCAUUUGUUGGACUCUCGUAUGCCGCCGUUCCGUUGUAUCGCAUGUUCUGCUCUGCGACUGGCUUCGCGGGUACACCAGUCACUGGGAACGGGCGAUAUGAGCCCUCCAGGCUGGUCCCAGUCGAGAAUGCCCACCGUAUCAAGGUUCACUUCAAUGCGGACCGAUCAGAGCAGCUUCCAUGGAAGUUCACGCCACAACAAAAGUUCGUGACUGUGUUACCUGGCGAGACGUCUCUAGCAUUCUAUCGCGCUCGCAACGAGAGCGACAAGGACAUCGUUGGAAUUGCCACCUACAAUGUUACGCCUGAUCGGAUCGCUCCUUACUUUAGCAAGGUCGAAUGCUUCUGCUUUGAAGAACAGAAGCUGUUGGCCGGCGAAGAGGUUGACAUGCCGCUUUUGUUCUUCAUCGACAAAGACGUAUUAGACGACCCUCAAUGUCGCGAUCUUGAUGAUGUCGUCUUGUCAUACACCUUCUUCAAGGCAAGGCGCACAGAACGAGGAGAUCUUGUUCCGGAUGCGGAUGAGGAAGUCGUUCUCAAAAGCCAAGGCUUUGACAAGUACGAGCAUGCUCCGCGGGUAGAAACGAAAAUUGAAGUACCAGAUAAACGGCUUGUAUGA
Messenger RNA from Peniophora sp. CBMAI 1063, 912 nucleotides. The record is from the annotation of a GenBank genome assembly. NCBI's taxonomy places the organism in Eukaryota, Fungi, Basidiomycota, Agaricomycetes, Russulales, Peniophoraceae.